AUGGCGCCAAGUAAAGACGCGCUCGACGAAUCGAGCAAUAAAAUCAAGUUUUUCUGCUGUAAAACAAAGCAAACAAGUGCCAUAAUUUGUGUCCAGUGUGGGAGAGUGUACCAUAAAUCCUGUGCAUACCGGGAUUGGGCUGAAAAAAUACGUUUCUUAGAUGAAACGCGAGUUGAGUGCCUAGAACAUGACCUAACCUCAACAGAGAGCAAAAAUGAAAUUCUUUGUGAAAACAAUGGUCUCUUAAGAGAGAAAGUUGAAUUUCUUGAGGGAAAAAUAAACAAAAACAAUGAAGCAAUAAACAAAGGCCACAGCACCUCAGCUGGGGUAGAAGAGGUCCACAAACCAGCUAAGAAUUUGAACCAACAUCAGAUCCAGCUGAGUAAGAGCCCGAAACAGGAAAACACAAACAAGGCCACCAAAGAAAAUGUAAACAACAUUGUUAGAGAAGUUCAAUCACCAGCUGUAAAGGCAAACCAUGCAACUUUGGCUCUACAACCAGAAGAGCCUUUUCAGAAAGAAGCAAACAACAUAAUAGAGGAGAGCUUAGCAAGUAAUGUAGAAGAGGGCAACAACAACUGGCAACUUGUCACAAAUAGAAAACAAAGGAGACCAAAGCAGGCGAGACCUGAGCCAGUGCUUGGAGAAAACUGUACUUUUAGCUUAAGUGUAGCCACAAAAAAGGGAUAUAUCUUCAUAUCUGGACUAGGAGUGGAUGCACAACUUGAGAAGUACAUGAAGGAAAAUGCUAAUGUUUCUUAUUUUGGCAAUGCUGAAGUAUUGGAAACAGCCCUUUCUGAUCACCAUGCAAUACAGAUCUCAAUUAAUACAAGUCUAAACACCGACAAAGAAGUUGGUGCAUGGAAAAUGGGGAGAAUAUUUUCAAAAUCUAAAUUACAGGCUUUAUGUUCUGAAUUGACUGGCUGUGUGUGGGAUGAUGUGCUGGGGGAGGCGGAUGCUGAAAAAGCUUUUAAUAAGCUGGCAGGGCAAUUGGCAAGGCCACUAGCUCAUGUCAUAAACUUAUCAAUUCAACAGGGUACCUAUCCAACACUUUCACACAAAAUUGCUUUAGUUAAACCGGUCUUCAAAAAAGACAAUCCCUCUGAACCUAAAGACUACCGUCCAAUAUCACUGCUCCCCAAUAUAAACAAGGUUUUUGAAAAAAUUAUAUACACCAGGCUUGAAACUUAUCUUGAGAAACAUCAAAUACUGACAGAAUUACAGAACGGGUUUAGAAAAGGCAGAUCAACAGUUAGGGCUAUAUAUCAAGCACUGCAGAAAAUUAUUAAAUCAAUGAAUGAUCGAAAAGCUACAAUGGCAAUUUUUCUUGACCUAUCCAAGGCUUUUGACAGUGUUGACCAUUCAAUACUGCUUAAAAAACUAGAAGCCUAUGGAAUCAGAGGAGUUGCCCUUAAACUUCUAGAGUCCUAUUUGUCAAACCGUAGGCAGUGUAUAGUUGACAGAAUGAGUGAUGGUAGACAGUUCAAGUCUGGUUACAAAGAAAUAAAAAAAGGUGUGCCUCAGGGGUCCGUUCUGGGACCAUUGCUGUAUAUAAUCUACACCAAUGAUGUCACCAAUGUCUAUGAUGAUAUGGUUAUGUUUGCUGAUGACACAAGUCUUAUAUGCAGCAAAAAUACAGAUCAGGAGUGUGCAAAUCAAGUGGCCCAAACUGUUGGAUUGCUAGAAGACUGGUUUAGCAUAAAUAAUCUUCUGCUGAAUGUCAACAAAACGCAAAUAUUAAACUUUAAACAACGGCCUAGUGAAAGCUCUCUAGUGCAAAUUGGAAGGACAGAGAUAAGAACACAGCAGUCAGCUAACUUCCUUGGGGUAAUGAUGGAUGAAAGAUUGGAUUGGGGUGCCCAUGUUGAGUUGGUGGCAGCAAAUAUGUCCAGAUAUUUCUUCGCUUUGAGACUAAUAACACAGGAGAUCACAAUUACGGAGCAAAUAAAAACACUUAAAGAGGAACUUGUCAACGUUGAACUGGUCAACGUUGAUCAAAUAAGGCAGGAAAACAGAGCACUUAAAAAGGAGGUAGAGGAGUUAAAAGAUAAGCUUCAGAGGGUUGAAAAGGAUUCCAGGAGGUAUAAAAUCCUCAUUCACGGGUUAGAGGAAGGAACGGACGAAGUUUCUGACAUAAGGGGGUGUUUAGAAUUGAUAAAUCAAAACCUAGGAGUGGAGUGCCGUUUUUCGGAUUUAAAAAACGCGGCUCGAACUUAUCGCGGGAACCGAUCCUUUGACGGCGCGUAUUUUUCAGCGCUUUCCGGGUACAAAGCCAUAAAUCACGAGCACUUCUGCCGAAUUAGGGGAAUGUCGAGUGAUACAAAAUGGUAUGAGGUAUUUAAAACCGUGGGUAUGGCGAGCUAA
Anthonomus grandis grandis is the source of this 2364-nucleotide messenger RNA. RefSeq lists its product as uncharacterized. The transcript has 6 exons. NCBI's taxonomy places the organism in Eukaryota, Metazoa, Arthropoda, Insecta, Coleoptera, Curculionidae. The record is from RefSeq and is a predicted model, not a curated record. The coding region runs from base 1 to 2364 and encodes 787 amino acids.